AUGCAACGAAAUUCUCCCAAUGAUGGACAUGGUACCAACAAUGCAGAUAUUGUGGAAAUUGGAGCUUCAAAAUCGUGUAAUAAUUGGGUGAAAGGGGAGAAACUUUAUAUCCCACAUUGCCAGCCAAGAUACAAUGGAAGAAAGAUUUGGUGUUGUUAUUUCACGGCUGGAGAUCCUUGUUGGCCGGACAAAUCAUAUUGUGAGGCCAACUGCCCACUUCCACCUGCUCUACAAAUUCCUUAG
Molecule: messenger RNA, 243 nt
Organism: Ilex paraguariensis (yerba mate)
Lineage: Eukaryota; Viridiplantae; Streptophyta; Magnoliopsida; Aquifoliales; Aquifoliaceae
Source: the annotation of a GenBank genome assembly